AUGGGCAAUCCAAAUAUAAAUAGUGGAGGGAAAAGUAAUUUUCAGCCAUCGACAAAUUUAUAUAAUUUUGGACAGAAAUUCGAUAUUUAUGUUUAUCUUUCGGAUUCGAUAGAACGAUUUAACUCAUUCGAUGAUCCGUCUGCUCUUUUCUGGAAGGAAACUGGCAUCAUUUAUGGCGAUUGGACUUCUGGUAAAAGUGGAGAUGGAUCGAGGACGAAAUCCGUAACGAUUCCAACACCGGCUCCUUUGAUCAACAACCAGUCUUUAUUUAUUCAUGUUUUUGUCGUAAAGGAAGGGCACUCUCCAAAUCCGGAGGAUCGAAAUUACUUUGGCCGAGAGGUUAUUUAUAAUUCGAAGCGUUUAAAUAGAUACAAAAAGCGUUAUUAUAAAAAAACGCAAAAUCUUUUGACUGGAAAAACAGAGCAAAGUGAAGAAGAACAAAGAAAAGCGGAUUUAAUGAAUUAUGAAAUUUUGAAUUAUUGGCAUCCAAAUUUAACCAUUAGUUUGGUUUACGACCAAACAGCAUGGCAGAAAGGAUCGUUGCCUUCACCACUGGAUGAAGCGAUUAAAUUUCUUCCUAUUGGAAAUACAUAUUUGCCGAUAUUUUUGUUCAAUGAUUAUUGGAAUCUUGCUGCAGAUUUUCUACCUAUAAACAAUAGUGUUACUGAAUUAAACUUCACCUUAACUUUUGCACCACUUUCUUUAUUUAAAUGGCAGCUUUAUGCAUCUCAACAAGUAAGUAAAUGGUCUCAGAUGGUUCAAAUGUUUGGUGGAGACUCAUCCGUCGAAGUUGAUGAUGAUGAUGAUCAAGACUCCAUUAAACAAAUGCUGCUUGAAACUAAUCCAAUCCUUCUAGUAAAAAUUUUAUUAGAAUUUUAUUAUUAUUUUUAUUAUUAUAAUAGAUUCUUAAUAUAUACCAUUACAGGCAUUACAAUUUUUGUUUCAAUAUUUCAUACAAUAUUCGAAUUUCUCGCUUUCAAAAAUGACAUACAAUUCUGGAGAUCGCGAAAAAGUCUUGAGGGAUUAUCUGUUCGUUCAGUUCUUUUCAAUGUUUUCCAAUCAGCUGUGGUUUUUUUAUACAUAUGUGACAAUGAUACAUCGUGGAUUAUCAAGGGUUCAGUUGGCAUAGGAUUGCUUAUAGAAAUAUGGAAAAUUCCGAAAUGUUUAAAUAUUAAUAUUGAUCGUGCACAGAAAUAUUUUGGAGUGAUACCUAAGAUAUUAUUUUCUGAUAAAGGCUCAUAUAUUGAAUCAGAUACAAAAAAAUAUGAUGAAUUAGCAUUUAAAUAUCUUUCUUGCAUUUUGUUUCCAAUGUUGGGCGCAUAUGCAAUUUAUUCGCUUAUUUAUGUUGAACAGCGUAGUUGGUAUAGCUGGAUACUGAGCAUGCUAUAUAGUUUUCUUCUUGCAGUUGGAUUUAUUAUGAUGACACCACAGCUUUUCAUAAAUUAUAAAUUAAAAUCUGUGGCUCAUUUACCCUGGCGUAUGCUUACUUACAAAUUUAUAAAUACAUUCAUUGAUGAUCUCUUUGCUUUUGUGAUAAAAAUGCCAACAAUGUACAGACUUGGAUGUUUUCGAGAUGAUAUUGUUUUCUUCAUAUAUAUGUACCAACGAUGGAUAUAUCGUGUAGAUCCCACUCGUGUCAAUGAAUACGGUGUUUCGCUGGAUGACUCAACUUCCGCAGAAGAAAUGAAAAAAUUACAGGCAGCUAAUAAUGAUGAUUCAAAUCAUCAAACGGAGUCCACGGAGAGCAAUCAAAUAAUUCUCGACGAAUCGAAAAAAUAUAGGUGA
Dracunculus medinensis (Guinea worm) is the source of this 1785-nucleotide messenger RNA. The record is from the annotation of a GenBank genome assembly. NCBI's taxonomy places the organism in Eukaryota, Metazoa, Nematoda, Chromadorea, Rhabditida, Dracunculidae.